Messenger RNA from Stegostoma tigrinum, 543 nucleotides. It is a transcript of the gene cript, whose product is annotated as cysteine-rich PDZ-binding protein. NCBI's taxonomy places the organism in Eukaryota, Metazoa, Chordata, Chondrichthyes, Orectolobiformes, Stegostomatidae. The transcript has 5 exons. Gene Ontology annotation, cellular component: dendrite. The record is from RefSeq and is a predicted model, not a curated record. Gene Ontology annotation, molecular function: PDZ domain binding; microtubule binding. Gene Ontology annotation, biological process: cytoplasmic microtubule organization. The coding region runs from base 77 to 382 and encodes 101 amino acids.
AUUGCACUAAGACCCGGGAGACAACUUCCGCUUGAGCUGGUUUGUUGCCGGAAGUGGGGGCCGGUGGCGGUGGAGGAUGGUGUGUGAGAAAUGUGAAAAGAAGUUGGGAAGAGUUAUUACACCAGAUACUUGGAAAGAUGGAUCAAGGAACACGAUGGAAAGUGGCGGCCGCAAGAUCAAUGAAAACAAGGUGUUGACUUCUAAAAAAGCAAGGUUUGAUCCUUACGGAAAGAGCAGAUUUUCAGUAUGUCGUAUCUGUAAAAGUGCAGUUCACCAGGCUGGUUCUAAUUACUGUCAAGGAUGUGCGUACAAAAAAGGCAUUUGUGCAAUGUGCGGCAAAAAAAUCUUGGAUACUAAAAACUACAAGCAGACAUCUGUCUAAUUUCAUACUAAAGAUUCUGAUGGGUAUGUUGGUUAUCAUGGAAACUGAUGACCAAUAUGACCGUGAGCACAUUAGUAAUUAUACAUUGAGUCUGUACGGGGUACUAUACCUGCAUAUUUUGAAAGUAGAAGACUGUCAAUUAAACAAAACUUCUCAACUAA